Molecule: messenger RNA, 1731 nt
Organism: Rosa rugosa (rugosa rose)
Lineage: Eukaryota; Viridiplantae; Streptophyta; Magnoliopsida; Rosales; Rosaceae
Product: ethylene-responsive transcription factor RAP2-4-like
Exons: 1
Coding region: 377-1447 (356 amino acids)
Biological process (GO): regulation of DNA-templated transcription
Molecular function (GO): DNA binding; DNA-binding transcription factor activity
Source: RefSeq, a predicted model, not a curated record
GACCAUUGGUAUGCAAGAGAGCCAGAAACACAAAGUGAGUUCACAACAAAACUGAGUGUUUGAUAAAUCUGAUUUCUAUUCUCCUUAGAAUCCCUUUCUGUCUCACAAAGAUUUUGGGGCUUUGUUUUUAUUGAAUCUUGAUUGGAACAAAAACCCAGAAGGGUGAUUCUGAAAGCAGGUGAUUCAGAAUACAGAGAGAUCCAGUUUUUGGUUGUAAAGUUUGGAGCUUUUUGGUUUAUUUGUGCAAAAAACCUUGUCUUUUAUCUGGGUUUUUCUUGCUUUUGUCCUAAACCUCUACCUGUUCUUUGAUUUUGGUGAGAAUCAGGUUGAUUUUCUUAGAAAUCUGUGGAUUUUAGCUUACCCUUUUGUGAUUGAAAUGGCAGCAGCUAUAGAUAUUUACAGUAGCAGCAGCUCAAUGUCACCAGAUUUAUCAGAGGAGCUUAUGAGAGCACUUAUGCCUUAUAUGAAAAGUGCUUCUUCAACCUCUUCUAUUUCUCCACCAACAUCUCCUUCCACUUCUUCUUCUUCUUCUUCUUCUUCUUCUUCUUCUUCUUCCUACACUCCAUUUUACUCUUCUUCUUAUCCCAUUUUGUACCCUGACUUUUGCUCAAACACCCAAAUGUUCCCACAAGUGGGUUUUGAGCAAACAGGUUCACUGGGGCUUAACCAACUCACCCCAUCUCAAAUUCGUCAAAUCCAAACCCAAAUGAUACUCCAACAACAACAGAAGCAGCAAAUUGCAGCUCUAGCUCCACUACCAAACCAAUAUCACCACCAACACUCUCACACCCUCAACUUCCUUGGCCCAAAAGCAAUCCCAAUGAAGCAAUCUGGUACUCCCAAGCCCACAAAGCUCUACAGGGGAGUGAGGCAGAGGCAUUGGGGAAAAUGGGUUGCUGAGAUUAGACUCCCCAAGAACCGAACUCGCCUCUGGCUUGGCACAUUCGAAACAGCCGAAGAAGCAGCUUUAGCUUAUGAUAAAGCUGCUUAUAAGCUCAGGGGAGACUUUGCCAGGCUCAAUUUCCCUCAUCUUAAGCAUCAAGGAGCUCAUAUCACUGGAGAUUUUGGCAAUUACAAGCCUCUUCCUUCCGCAGUUGACGCCAAGCUCCAAGCAAUUUGCGAGAGCUUGGCUGUUAAUUCGCCGAAACAGGGCAAAACAGAGGAGCUCUGUUCUGAAACAGAGACAAAGCCAGUGAUUUCAGCUCCAAAGAUGGUCUUUGAUGAUUCAUUGAGUACAGAUUUGAAAAGAGAAUGGGACUCUCCUAAAUUGGAGGCCAUUUCAUGGUCAUCUUCACCCUCUCGAUCCUGCGAUGAGUCCUCAGCCGGGUCAUCUUCACCGGAAUCUGACAUUACAUUCUUGGAUUUCUCAGAUUCUCAGUGGGAUGAGAAUGAUACUUUCGGAUUGGAGAAGUACCCUUCAGUGGAGAUUGAUUGGUCUGCUAUUUAAAGUCUCUAUGUUGUUGUAAUCUUUGUUAAUUUAGUUUCGUUCUAGGUUGGGUUUUAGGUUCAGUCUGGUGUAUCCAGUAGCCAGCUUCUGCAAUGAAAUUUUUGACAUUUGCAGAGGUUUCGCUCAGUUCACCUAGGGUUUUAGUAAGUGCAGUUACUUGGUUAUAGGUCAAUGGUUGUGUAAUUGUGCGACUUCUCCAUCCUGGUCUGCUGGUAAUUUUUUAUCCUUGCAACCAUGGAGAUUGUGGUGAUCAUUGUAAUAUAUAAUUGUACUUCUUUUCUGUA